This is a messenger RNA of Diospyros lotus (date-plum), 609 nucleotides long. RefSeq lists its product as uncharacterized. NCBI's taxonomy places the organism in Eukaryota, Viridiplantae, Streptophyta, Magnoliopsida, Ericales, Ebenaceae. Bases 1 to 609 code for a protein of 202 amino acids. The transcript has a single exon. The record is from RefSeq and is a predicted model, not a curated record.
AUGGAGUCUGAAACACCUUUUACAGCUAUUGCACCACCAGUUUUUGAUGGUACGAAUUACCAGAUGUGGGCUGUCAAGAUGGAAGCCUAUCUUGAAGCCAAUGAUCUAUGGGAAGCUGUGGAAGUAGACUAUGCAAUACCUACACUACUAGAAAAUCCAACUCUGGCACAACUAAAGAAUCAUAAAGAAAAGAAGCUAAGGAAAUCUAAAGCCAGGUCAGUCUUGUUCAAAGCUGUUUCUACCGUCAUUUUCAACAGAAUAAUGACAUCGAAGACAGCAAAAGCAAUAUGGGAUUUCCUAAAAGAAGAGUAUGAAGGAAGCGAGAAGAUUAAGGGCAUGCAAGUCCUGAAUCUAGUUCGAGAAUUCGAGAUGCAGAGGAUGAAGGAGACAGAAACCAUUAAGGAUUAUGGAGACAAGCUAGUUGGUAUUACUAACAAGGUUAGACUCCUUAGUACUGAUACUGACUUUCCUGAUUCAAGAAUUGUUCAGAAAAUUCUUGUAACACUUCCUAAAAAAUUUGAGGCUACUGUAACUUCUCUGGAAAACUCAAAGGAUCUGUCAAGCAUCAAAUUGGCAAAAUUAUUAAGUGCACUUCAAGCUCAGGAAUAG